Molecule: messenger RNA, 2902 nt
Organism: Bolinopsis microptera
Lineage: Eukaryota; Metazoa; Ctenophora; Tentaculata; Lobata; Bolinopsidae
Exons: 14
Coding region: 78-2378 (766 amino acids)
Biological process (GO): protein dephosphorylation
Molecular function (GO): protein serine/threonine phosphatase activity
Source: RefSeq, a predicted model, not a curated record
GAUAAGAUACUACGGAAAAUUAGCCCCAAAAUCACGUUUUAAUAAUAACAUCCCGACAUUAGGAAUGACCAAGAGAGAUGAUGUACCGCCAGAAGCUGAGUAAAGUUAAAUGUGGACGAUGUCAACUUGUCAUCCCACUCCGUCUGUGGAGAGAACAUACCCUCCAACAUGGAUCUCUGAGGAUUUUAAAGCUAGAUAACUACCCGCCAUCCUUUCUUGAACUUACCAGACACUAUUGCAGUAUGUUAGAGAAAAUAGACGACGCUGAUAAAAAGUCCACCGCCCGUCUGACGAAUGCUUAUGACACACUAAAAAUGCUUUAUUUCAAGGAUUUUAAGGAAUACUCGGAGGACAACUGCUACUCACCCGGCUACUCUCCCUCAUUUGAGAAGAUGACUGAAGCUCUAGCUCCCAAGAACUACAACUACGCUUCCUGGGAUUGUGAGAGUAACACUGAUCCUCCCGCUCCGUACAGUUUUGGGUUGAAGAUAGAGCAACUGAAUGAGAACAUAUUCCACUCGGAGGAGUUGAUACAGGAGCUUAGACAAACCUUCUUUACCGCAGACCCUGUCACACCCGAUCUGAGACAAGAUGAUGGUUCACUGUGGGGGUGUGCCAUGUUUGAGGGUUUAAAAGGGAACACAGCCUCUCGGUACACUGCCAGUAACUACUGGUCCUAUGUGAAGGAGAUAUUGGGAGGAGGCUCCUCCUUUCCCUCUCCUCACGAUAUCAGGCGUGCAAUGAAGCGAUCACUUCACAAGAUAGAUGUGAACCUGAAGCAGGGUCACGAAGAGCUGGGUCAGAGCAGGUGGAGUGGAGUUACCGGGUGUAUGUGUAUCUUUCAAACCAUUCCUAGCCAAGACAACGGCCAAUCAAGACCUUCCACUGCUACAUCCCAGACCGAGACCUCUACUGAUAAUGUGAAAGAUAGUUUGGGAAUGUUACACGUGGCUAACAUAGGCUCAGUGACCGCCAUACUGUCACGUGAGGGGCUCCCCAAGAAGAUAACUUACACUCACACAGCGGCGGACAAGGCGGAGAGAGAACGUGUUAUUUCUAACGGGGCUGCUGUGUCUUCUUCCGGGCAGGUAAAUUGUGUAACAACAGUGACACGAGCUCUUGGUUUCCAUGGAGACGUCAGCUUGAGACAUGCUCUAUCUCAGAAAUCUUAUUGUAACUCCGUCCCUCUGUUUGAAUCAGACGAGUUUCUUAUCAUUGCUAAUGCCACGUUCUGGAAGUACCUGGGUCCAACAGAAGCCUGCAACAUGUGCAAAUCACUCCUGGCUCCUAGUCUUCGGAAACUUAUACACAUCUUUACUACACUUCCUAACGAAGUUCAGGAGGAGGCCCUGUCAAACGCCUCAACCCUCGAUUACGACGCUCUGGUAUCUGACUUUGGGGACAAUUCUCAGGAUAGCUCUAUGAUUCCUGAUAAUGAAAGCGAGAAGAACGUAAUGCUGGUCAAGUUCAACUCGCUAAUAAAAAUGGCGACCUGCAUGCUUGCAAAGAAAUUCACCGAAGCAAAUGAAGACAAAGCAGACGGAGUGGAAGCUGGUGCUGGGAAGAGUCGUCAGAGUGGGUACAGAAGCAAACUGGAAGGCAGGAUCUCUGAGGAGAUUGAGGAUGACGAGAGUCAAGCAGGAGAUGAGAUAAACUGGAGUGACAUGUUUAACGAUCCUAUAGACAAUCUUUCCGUGGAUGAUGUUUGUAAGAUGCUGAGUGACACCAUGUCUGAUUCUCUGGUGGACGCCGCCAGGCAGGCCGGGGCUGUGGGACCAAUUUCUUGUGGGGUAAUGUUACUUCAGGGUGCACUAGAGUCUGUCAGGAGGCGGCUCUUCUAUGAGCAAGCUAUUCAUGAACUGAAGAAAAUGUUCGACGAUUUUGCGAUGAGUGAAGCUUCUCUGAUGAGCAGUUCAGCUGGUGAUGCGGUCAGUGUUCUCUCUACAAGUUCUGGGGUUAAUCUACUCCCUCCUUCCUUUGAAGCGCUAGAUCAAUACGAACCUUCUCUCCAAUCACCCACUGACAUGGUGUCGCACCAGAUCUCUACAAUAGUUGGUAAACCACCUUCUAUAAUCCAGCCCGACAUUGCUGAACACAUGACUUUAGAUCCGGGAAGUCUGGUCUUUAAGGAUUCCCUUGGGGUUUUGAAACUUACUAGAAACAUCGAGAAGCUCAAAUAUAAGAAUCUCAACCUGGACGCACUAAGACUAGAAGAUGUUGACGAUGCAUCGCUCACUAAACAAGAGCAACGUGAUAUGAUCAGAGACAUGGUUGCCAUGGCAAUUCAUCAGAACACCACUCCAGAUCCAGAGGCAGAGGGAGACUCAGCUCAGCCAAUCACUCCAACAGCAACUGUCUUGCCCACAGCUGUGUCCUGAACACUCCGCUCUGUGGGUCUCAAUCAGCAGUGUGUGUGAGAAAACACCAUUGUCGCGGUCGGAAGUACAACUCAUGUUCUUGUGGAAGGUCGACAUAUUGUGGAGAGUUGCUUAUUACUAUUAGAUAGGGUUUUAAGAAGCAGCAUUAUUAUGUGUUUACCGGGCUGUAUGUGCAUAGCACGCCGAUAUAAUUAUACUGGCAUUUCUUUAAUCGCCAUCAUCGUGCUUAUCAUAUCUUUAUCGUUUCUUAAUCGGCAGCAAUUUCAAUUCCAUCAGUUUAUCAUACCUGCUUGAGGACAGAGACGGCAAAUCGUAUGAUAAUAACCUCUGUUGUGUACUGACUACUGAGUAUGUACUGAUUUAUUGCACGCUUGCCGGCACUAUGUCUCUAAGAGGUACUUGUCAAGCAAUCAAUUUAAAAGCGUCUUUGUACUCUCGACUCCCCUAAACAUUUCACUAAUAAUCUAUUGCUGUCAUGUUAACUAACACGAUUUUAAGAAAAUGGUGUUGUGGUAACUUUUAAA